Lutra lutra (Eurasian river otter) is the source of this 3456-nucleotide messenger RNA. RefSeq names its product zinc finger protein 668 (gene ZNF668). The coding region runs from base 1369 to 3246 and encodes 625 amino acids. The record is from RefSeq and is a predicted model, not a curated record. Lineage: Eukaryota; Metazoa; Chordata; Mammalia; Carnivora; Mustelidae. The transcript has 3 exons.
UUUUCCUGGCCUGUAGGUGUCCUCCCUCUGGUUAUAGCCUCAACAGGGCCUUCUCCAUGCAUGUGCUCAUUCAUAAAUGUCAUAAGACAUUUCUAAGCAGUCGUGAGGCUUAGCCUGAGUAGUAUCCACAAAAUGCAUAGAAUGAUACCUGGCCAGUGGUAAGCUUGCAAGGAAUGUUAUCCAGAUGACACUAUAUGGGAAACUGAAGAGGAGGGAAUAGUGAUUAGCAAGAAUAGAAAACGGCAUUAAGGAAGGUGGUAGUCAGGGAAAGCCUUCUUUGAGGAGGUGACAGGGGACUGAGGCCCAAAUGAAAUAAAAGCGUUAGCUACACAGUGAUCCUUGGGGAACAGUGGUUCUGGCAGAGGGAGCUACUAGUACAAAGACCUUGAGGUGGAAAGGAAUUUAGCUCUCUUUGGAAAAGAAAGGGAGUGGGCAGGUGCCUUCUGAGCCUUCUGAGACCGCAAAGAGGAGUAGGAGGUGAAGUAGCCUCCACAUGGAAAAGAUGCAGGUCUUUGUCCUGGGAGCAGUGGAAAGUCUCCUGAUUCGGCUCAUAAACCUGAAGUAAAUACAGACUGGUAGAGAAAGAACCCAGCCCAGGGGCCUGAAAACUUGGAUUGGAGUCUGGGCCUCUUGACAAGCUAGGUGUCCUUGUACAAGUGCUUACGGGGGCCUGCAUCUCCAUCUCUGAAAGAGAGGCCUGGUAACAAUGCCCCUCUCCUAGAAGCUUUGUGAAGACCUAAGGAUGUGUCUUUGGUUCUUAAGUGUUAAGUGUCGGCUGAUGUGACCCCAAGAGCGUGUGUCCAAGUCCCAUACUUCCUGGAUGAUGACUGUCACGCAGGGGUUUCACGGACCUGACCUGGAGAAAUAUCAGUCUAGGGAGUGUUGGGUGGAAGGUCCUUGGCAAAUAAUGAAGUGAGGAGCUAAUGGUGGGAUUUUAGGGUUUUUUGGUUUGUUUGUUUUGUUUUUAGAUUUUAUUUAUUCAUUUGAGAGACAGAGUGUUUGAGAGACAGAGAGAGAGCAUGAGUGGUCAGAGGGGCAGUGGGAAAGGGAGAAGCAGGCUGCCCACUGAGCAGGGAGUCCAAAGCAGGGCUAGAUCCCAGGACCCCAAGGUAAUGACCUGAGCUGAAGGCAGAUGCUUAACCAACUGAGCUACCCAGGCACCCCUAAUGGUGGGAUUUUAGCCUCCAUGUUCCCCUGCUCUUCGUGGUGGGCUCCUAGUGCAACCAACCUGAUGCUUCCCUACCUUUUCCCCCAAGGAAGUGCUUUAGGAGGAGAGGUGUACACCUCCAGCUAUCUGACUUCUGAUUCACAGAUAGGAACACUGAAGCCCAGAGCUUGGAACCCAGAGAAGCUCCACCCUUUGAAGCCAUGGAGGUGGAGUCUGCGGAGGCCGGGGCCCCCGCCCCGGCCCCCGCCCCCGCCCCGGGCUACAAACGCUCUGGCCGCCGCUACAAGUGCCUGUCCUGUACCAAGACAUUUCCAAAUGCGCCUAGGGCCGCGCGUCACGCUGCCACACAUGGUCCUGUAGACUGCGCAGAAGAGGUGGCGGAAGCAAAGCUGAAGCCAGAGACAGAACCCAAGGCAGAGGAUGCUGGCGGGGACAAGGUGUCAGGUGCAUCGGCCAAGCCUCGGCCUUAUGCAUGCCCGCUGUGCCCCAAGGCCUACAAAACAGCACCUGAGCUACGCAGUCAUGGUCGCAGUCACACUGGCGAAAAGCCCUUCCCUUGCCCCGAGUGUGGCCGCCGCUUCAUGCAGCCCGUGUGCCUGCGCGUGCAUCUGGCCUCCCAUGCCGGCGAGCUGCCCUUCCGCUGCGCUCACUGCCCCAAGGCCUAUGGCGCGCUCUCCAAGCUCAAGAUUCACCAGCGUGGUCACACGGGCGAGCGGCCCUACGCUUGCACCGACUGCGGCAAGAGCUUCGCCGACCCUUCAGUGUUCCGCAAGCACCGGCGCACGCACGCGGGCCUGCGGCCCUACGGCUGCGAGCGCUGUGGCAAGGCCUACGCCGAGCUCAAGGACCUACGCAACCACGAGCGGUCCCACACCGGUGAGCGCCCCUUUCUCUGCUCGGAGUGUGGGAAGAGCUUCUCCCGUUCAUCCUCGCUCACGUGCCACCAGCGCAUCCACGCGGCGCAGAAGCCCUAUCGCUGUCCGGCCUGUGGCAAGGGCUUCACGCAGCUCAGCUCCUACCAGAGCCACGAGCGCACUCACUCUGGCGAGAAGCCCUUCCUGUGCCCGCGUUGUGGCCGCAUGUUCUCCGACCCCUCGAGCUUCCGGCGCCACCAGCGGGCACAUGAGGGCGUGAAGCCUUACCGCUGUGAGAAGUGCGGCAAAGACUUCCGGCAGCCCGCAGACCUGGCCAUGCACCGGCGGGUGCACACCGGGGACCGGCCGUUCAAGUGCCUGCAGUGUGACAAGACGUUUGUGGCGUCUUGGGACCUCAAGCGCCACGCGUUGGUGCACUCGGGCCAGCGGCCCUUCCGUUGUGAGGAGUGUGGGCGAGCCUUCGCCGAGCGAGCCAGUCUCACUAAGCACAGUCGGGUGCACUCGGGUGAGCGCCCCUUCCACUGUAACGCCUGUGGGAAGUCCUUCGUGGUAUCAUCCAGCCUGAGGAAGCAUGAGCGGACCCAUCGAAGUAGCGAAGCCGCAGGGGCGCCCCCACAGCAGGAGCUGGUAGUGGGGCUGGCCCUGCCAGUCAGCGUGGCAGGCGAGGGCUCCACUGCCCCCACCGCAGGUGCAGGGCUAGGUGACCCCCCAGCAGGGCUGCUAGGGCUGCCCCCGGAAUCAGGUGGUGUGAUGGCCACCCAGUGGCAAGUGGUGGGCAUGACGGUGGAACAUGUGGAGUGCCAAGAUGCUGGGGUUGGGGAGGCUCCUGGUCACUUGCGGGGAGCAGGCGAGGUGGGGGGAGAGGAGGUGGACGAGAAGCCACCGCAGUUUGCCUGCCGGGAGUGCAAGGAGACAUUUUCCACGCUGACGUUGCUGCGGCGGCACGAGCGCUCACACCCGGAGCUCCGUCCCUUUCCCUGCACCCAGUGCGGCAAGAGCUUCUCUGACCGGGCAGGGCUGCGCAAACACAGCCGCACCCACAGCUCUGUGCGCCCCUACACCUGCCCCCACUGCCCCAAGGCCUUCUUGAGUGCCAGUGACCUGCGCAAGCACGAGCGCACCCACCCUGUGCCCAUCGGGACCCCCACGCCCCUGGAGCCCCUUGUGGCUUUGCUAGGAAUGCCUGAAGAGGGACCAGCUUGAGGCCCAUGCCCCCUCCACCUCACUGCCAGGAGCCCAGACUUUACAGGGUGCCUCCUGAACCUCUCUGCCCCUGCUCUUUAGACUUCAGAUUCCUGUCCCCCGGGCAGCUAGCUUUCCUUGUCAAAAAAGAGUUGGGGGACAAUGGAGGCAGGCAGCAGCUGUUGAGAGACACGUGUCCUCUGAGCAACACUCAUUAAAGCAUUCACUUUG